This is a messenger RNA of Cryptomeria japonica (Japanese cedar), 1954 nucleotides long. Its product is annotated as protein pleiotropic regulatory locus 1. NCBI's taxonomy places the organism in Eukaryota, Viridiplantae, Streptophyta, Pinopsida, Cupressales, Cupressaceae. The transcript has 17 exons. Bases 210 to 1694 code for a protein of 494 amino acids. Gene Ontology annotation, molecular function: protein binding. Gene Ontology annotation, cellular component: precatalytic spliceosome; Prp19 complex; catalytic step 2 spliceosome. The record is from RefSeq and is a predicted model, not a curated record. Gene Ontology annotation, biological process: mRNA splicing, via spliceosome.
UGUAAACGCGAACAUCCAAUCCUCUGCAGGCUAUUUUUAACCAAAUAAUAAUUUUUUUACAUAAAGAUGAGUCGGAGCGUUAAGCUUCCUGCGCAUAGCUCUGAGUAAUUAGCUGUGUUUUUGGCCUCGUGAGUAGAAGAGAGUGAAGGGAAAGCAGGUAAAGUCGGUGGUUUAGUUGGCCCGGAACUGCGAGGGCAAGCGAAGGAGAUAUGCCGGGCACAGCAACGGGAUCAGGAACAGUGGUCGAACGUAUUGAGCCGCAGUCCUUAAAGAAAUUGAACCUCAAGUCUCUUAAGCGCUCAUUCGAUCUCUUUGCCGCUUUUCAUGGAGAACGUCCACCGCUCGAUGCCGCCAGUAAAAGAAUAAGGAUCGCUUGCAAGGCACGAGAUGAAUAUGAAGUAGUAAAGAACUUGCCAAACUCAACACAGAGAGAAGGUAGCAGUUUAGGAGCAGUGAAUAAUGCAGCCGAAAGUCAACCAUUAUCUGCGACUAUUGCAGGUCUCCAGAGUGAUGUACCAGGAGACCUGCCAAAAGAUGAAGGGAGGGAAUCCGCCAUUGUUGCCAUCCCUUCUCAGCUACAAACAAGAUUUGGCGAUGGAAAAUCCAUAGCAAUAGCUGGAGCAGGUGCUGCUAUCUCUGGUGUUGAAACUUCAGAGCGGUACCAGCCAAGUGCAGCCAUUAUGAAAAGGCUUCCUAGUAAAUGGCCACGUCCUGUAUGGCAUCCUCCAUGGAAGAACUUCAGGGUUAUCAGUGGGCAUUUGGGCUGGGUGAGGUCUAUUGCUUUUGAUCAUGCUAAUGAGUGGUUCUGUACUGGCUCAGCUGAUCGAACAAUAAAGAUUUGGGAAACAGCCACAGGAAAGCUCAAGAUUACAUUAACUGGACAUAUCGAGCAGAUAAGAGGUUUGGCUGUAAGUUCUCGACAUCCUUACAUGUUUUCUGCUGGUGAUGAUAAGCAAGUGAAAUGCUGGGACCUUGAGUAUAACAAGGUUAUCCGUUCUUAUCAUGGGCACCUGAGUGGUGUUUAUUGUCUAGCACUUCAUCCAACGUUGGAUAUUCUCUGUACUGGGGGUCGUGAUUCUGUGUGCAGAGUAUGGGAUAUACGCACUAAGGCCCAGAUAUAUGCACUUAGUGGUCAUGAAAAUACCGUGUGUUCAGUUUUCACACAAGGAACGGAUCCACAAGUGGUGACUGGCUCCCAUGAUACUACAAUCAAGUUAUGGGACCUUGCUGCAGGGAAAUCAAUGUCCACUCUUACAUAUCACAAGAAAUCUGUUCGAGCACUAGCAGUGCACCCUUUCGAGCACAAUUUUGCAUCAGCAUCUGCCGAUAAUAUCAAGAAAUUCAAACUCCCCAAGGGAGAAUUCCUGCACAAUAUGCUGUCACAUCCUAAGACAAUCAUAAAUGCAAUGGCUGUAAAUGAGGAUAAUGUGCUCGUCUCUGCAGGUGACAAUGGGAGCUUGUGGUUCUAUGAUUGGAAGAGCGGUCACAAUUUUCAGCAGGCAAAAACAAUUGUGCAGCCUGGGUCGCUGGAUAGCGAAGCUGGAAUAUACGCACUCUCAUAUGACAUAACUGGCUCUAGGCUUGUUACCUGUGAGGCUGACAAAACUAUCAAAAUGUGGAAAGAAGAUGAAACAGCCACUGCUGAAACUCAUCCAUUAAACUUUAAACCGCCUAAAGAGAUUAGGCGCUUUUAAUAGUCAUGAAUUAUUGUAGUUUGUUUUAAUUUUGUUGCAGCUAAAGUUUCAUAAAUGGAAAGUAUUCUCUUUAACUUGUUUCAUUAUGAAGUUAUUGAGAGGUCUUCGUCACCUGCAAGAUGUGCCAAGAGCUAAGUCUAGGUUGUAGUUGAAGUUUAGUAUAGUAUUUGCACUUUUUCGACACAAGUUUGUAUUAUGUACGGUUUUAUCAUCCACGGAAUAGGGCUUUCCUUGGCACAGGAAAGGUUUUCAGUUUUGCA